AUGCCUAAAGUCAAAUCAGAAAAAUCUUUAAAUAUUAAAACCGAACUUGCUACAUUUUCGAAUCUUCAAAAAAUUACCAGCAACAAUAUUAUCACCAUGACCCCUACUAUCUCUACCCCUACCAAUUUUAACAAUAACUUUGAUGAUGUUUUUAAUCCGAUGAAUUCAGACUUCGCCAUUAACGAUUUCACCUCAACCAACUUCACAUUGAUUAAUAAUAUGUCCAACACCAAUAAUACAGUUAACUACAAUGACGUUGGUAGUAAAAAUGAAAUUAUUUCAUCAAUUUUUUCUCCAACUCAAAAUAAUUUCGAUGAUGAUAUGGAUCUUAGUGAUGAAGAAGUUAAGCUUCUUCAAAAUCCACCAUAUGAACUAACAUUGUCAUUCGAAGAAUUGAUCUCGCCAGCUGACAAUACCAACAAACCAUCUCGCAAACCGAAAAAAAAUCGGCCAUCCAAUAGCGCGGAAGUUGCAUCAACAACCACCAUCGUUGUUGAUAUUAAAAUUCCGAGACCACAAAAUGCAUGGGUUCUAUUUCGUAAAGAUUAUGAAGCAAAACAGCGAUUACGAUUUCCGGAAAAGGCUUUGAAAAUGAAAAACAUUUCAACAGAUGCCGGGGAACAUUGGAGAAAUGAGUCGAUGAAAGUUAAACGAUUCUUUGAUAUUCUGUCAAAAUUGGCACACGAAAAACACAAAUCCAUUUAUCCUGCGUACAAGUACACACCAAAAAAAAAAACAGUAAAGGAUAAUAAUUCGGCGUUAAAAGAUUGGAUUUUUAAAGAUACUAAUGGUGCGCAAUCAUCGGCAACAUCAUCCAAUAUCACAAAUGUUAAUACAAUUUAUAAUCAACGAGAAACUUACCCUGAAAAAAAUUUUAAAAUGGAAGAUAUUUCAAAAGAUGCAAAGGAUGCAUGGAAUGCAUUAAAAAAAUCUGAUCCUACAAGAAAAGUAGAAUUCUUUGAAAUUUUAUCUAAACUUGACAAGAAGAACCGAGAGAUGAUUAGUCUCAAAGAACUCGAAGAUGACAAUGAAAAAAAGUUGGUGUGGAGAGAAGUCCAUUUUGACAACAAAAAUGAUUCUAAUUUCGUUUAUAUCAACAGAGACGGCAAUGACAGCAACACCACCAGCAGCAGCAAUAAUAAUAAUAUUACAACAUUCGAUACGACAAUCUAUAAUGCAUCAAAUUAUCAGGACGCUCAAAGUACUUAUCCUUAUUCAAGCCAAGAAGUUGAAUUGGUGGAGCCUGGACAAUUAUCACUCAGUCAACUAUUACACUUGUUUUGUAAUCAAGAGAUAUUCAAUAUGGAAGAUGAUGAAAUGUUUAAUACUAGAGAUUAUUUGUAUGGGACAAUAUACAACACAAGUUCAUCUCAAGUGAGCGAUUAUGAAAUCGAUCCUGAUACUUUUCUUCGUCAGUAUUUUAAUAAUCAACACGAAAACCAACGGUUCGAUUUUUUUUCUAGUUAA
This is a messenger RNA of Entrophospora sp. SA101, 1467 nucleotides long. Lineage: Eukaryota; Fungi; Glomeromycota; Glomeromycetes; Entrophosporales; Entrophosporaceae. The record is from the annotation of a GenBank genome assembly.